Nematolebias whitei (Rio pearlfish) is the source of this 1035-nucleotide messenger RNA. RefSeq names its product methyl-CpG binding domain protein 2 (gene mbd2). The coding region runs from base 148 to 948 and encodes 266 amino acids. The record is from RefSeq and is a predicted model, not a curated record. The transcript has 7 exons. Lineage: Eukaryota; Metazoa; Chordata; Actinopteri; Cyprinodontiformes; Rivulidae. Gene Ontology annotation, molecular function: DNA binding.
CCGGGGCGGAGGAUUUUUGGGACGGGCUGCCGUUAACGUCCGUGACGUACGUGGGUCUGCUGCCGGGGUUCGAACCACUCGUUUUCACCUCAGGAACUCGCCGAACCUUCUGUCGGACUCGUCCAGAGCCGCGUGGGGUUCCGACCCAUGAUGGAGCGGAAGCGGUCAGACUGUCCGGCUCUGCCGCCCGGCUGGAAGAGAGAGGAGGUGAUCCGGAAGUCCGGACUGAGCGCCGGAAAAAGCGACGUCUACUACUACAGUCCAAAGGGGAAGAAGUUCCGGAGUAAGCCUCAGCUAUCCCGUUACCUUGGAAACGCCGUAGACUUGGCGUCUUUUGACUUCCGUACAGGGAAGAUGAUGCCCGGAAAGCUGCAGAAGAACAAACAGAAGUUCAGACAUGACGCGCUCAGCCUGGCCAAGGGUGGUAAACCAGACCUGAACACGGCUCUGCCCAUCAGACAGACAGCCUCCAUCUUUAAACAGCCUGUUACCAAAGUGACGAGUCACCCUGGCAACAAGGUGAAGACAGACCUGCAGAGAGCCGUGGAGCAGCCCCGACAGUUGUUCUGGGAGAAGCGUUUAAAAGGCCUGAGGUCUUCAGAUGUCACGGAGCAGGUCCUCCGGACCAUGGACCUGCCCAAAGGCCUGCAGGGCAUUGGUCCGGACUCCAGCGACGACACUCUGCUCUCGGCCAUCGCCAGCGCUCUGCACAUGAGCUCCACUCCAGUCACAGGCCAGACAUCUGUCGCCGCCGAAAAGAACCCAGCCGUGUGGCUGAACACGUCGCAGCCGCUCUGCAAGGCCUUCACAGUCACCGACGAGCAGAUCCGAGAGCAGGAGAGGAAGGUGUACCAGGCCCGCAAGAGCCUGGAGGAUGCGCUGAUGGCCGACGGGCUGGCACGGGCCUCCGAGAGCGCCCGAAGACUGCUGGAAGGGAAGACGGCCUGAAGACGGACAGAGCUCAUCUGUCCACCAGCCUCAGGGUUCCCACCAGACUACAGACCAAAACCAGACCACCCACAGACCCAAACACCA